Molecule: messenger RNA, 4521 nt
Organism: Daktulosphaira vitifoliae (grape phylloxera)
Lineage: Eukaryota; Metazoa; Arthropoda; Insecta; Hemiptera; Phylloxeridae
Gene: pwn
Exons: 11
Coding region: 418-3747 (1109 amino acids)
Molecular function (GO): calcium ion binding
Source: RefSeq, a predicted model, not a curated record
CCCGACGGUUCAGUUUACGUUUGUCUGAGCGACGUCCACCAUACUACGUCCGUGUUUUUUACUAUUCCUAAAAAUAUUUCGAACUUAUCUUGAAUGAUAAUUUUUUACACUUUGUUCUAAUUUGCAGAGUUUAAACGCAUUCGAUUAUUACUUUGACCUCUUUAUUUAUACAUUAUUCUCAUACUUAACGUGUCCGAGUGUCUCCGUACUAUACUUAAUUGACACAUCCUGAAUUUGAGGUUCUCUCGUUGACAUUGUUUUUUUUUCCAUCGGUGAUAAUUUUCAAUGGUUUUCUAACAAUAUUUACGCGUGUGCGCGUGAAUUAGUGUUUUGAAAGACGUGUAACGUGGUGUUUACCGCGCAACAAACUCAUCAAUGGUCUAAUGGUAAAAAUGUGAUAAGUCUGACAUCGACAUCAUGAGGAAUAAACCAAUCAACACUGUUACUUUAUUGUUAUUCGCUUUGGUCAUUAUCGGCAAAGCACUAUGUGUAGACUUACAACCAGAAGAACAAGUGCGCAUUCGGAGGCGACAUUUGGAUUUGGCAACAAAAACAAGAGAUUCUAAUGAAAUCGAUGAGCUACAUCGUAACGGUCAAAUGUCACUGACCAAUACAGAACGGUUGAAAUAUACGGCAUCAUCUUGUAUUGGAAACUGUGCAACAGCUAUUGAUAAUGAUGUAUUACAAAAUGUCAAUGAUGACUCUAUGGACAGGACUAUUGUUUUAGGACCAUCACUUGAUGAACACACAUCUCAGUCACAAUACUUUUAUGAAUACGUUGGCCCUACUCGGAGUUCGGGGGAAGCAAAGAGGGCUUCGUCGCGUGGCAGAUCACUCGUACCAACGACGGAGCCCACCAAUACUGCACAGCACCCACAGCAGAUGGGUGUAGUGGGUACAGAGAAGUCCCGUAAAGCCGAAAGCAGUGAAAUGGAGGAUACUUUGGACGAAUUUGUUAAACACUGGACUGGGCAAAAUGAACCUAUGCGGAAACCACUCAAAUCUAGGAUCAAUAACCGCGGGCCACCUCGCAUAUCUGACGCGCCUAUUGUUAUGGAUUUACCAGCUUUCUUACCAAUGCCACAGCAAAGUAUAAGCAAUAACUUUAACAAUAAACAAAAAGACCCACCACCAUAUCCAUUUGAUAUACCUCAGCAACAACAGCAGCCAUCCAGACCGUUGCCACCUCAGCCACCUAGUUUAGUGAAACCAUUUUUAACUGGUGUGCCUCUUCCAAAUCAACUUGUGCCAACUGAAAAUAUUUCUUUGUUAGAUAAUCAGAUGGGAUUACAGCCUCCACCACCACCUCUUCCAUCAAGACGACCACAAACACCAUCUUCAUUCCAGACGCCACCUAAACCUCAACAGGAUUAUAAUUUAGUCACACAGCAAAAUAUCCAAAUGACAACUUCUUCAUCAGAACCAGAAAAGAUAACUAUAUUUGAUAAAGUUACAUUACCUACUGUUGAUAAGGAUAAACCCAAACCAACUACAACAGACAAUCCACAAUUAGACAUUAACGCUACCAAAGUGAUAGGUCUUCAAGUAUCGAAGAUUGUCAAUCACUUACAAAAUCAACAACCAUCGUCUAUCGGAAUUUCUGAUUCUGUAGAAAAAUUUACUACAGCUAUUAUUCCGAUUACUGAGACAACUUCCACAAAACCCUUAGUAUCUUCUACUAAUCCAACGAUUUCAUCAACCGAACCUGUUAAUGGAUUAGAUUCUAUUACUGGCGUGGGCUCAGCUGUAGUUGUAUUAGAACCUUCGACUUCAGAAGUGCCUCAUCGAGAAGAUUUACAUAAGCCUACAGAUAAUAAACUGCCUGCUAAGCCCACAGCACCUGUCAAAAAGACUUCACAGUCUCAGCAAUCUGAAGGAUUCCCAUACUAUUCACGUCCUGGUAUCGUGUUGGAUGAUCCUGAGUUCAAACCUCAUCUUGGAGGUCAACGCCGACCUAUUCAAGUACAAGUGCCUACCAAAGGAGAUGUAUUUGAUAUUAUGGUAUCAGCUAUCCAAGGACCUGGUGACAAGACUGGACCUAUUUUAACUGAUGAAAUAUCUCCGUCGGGAGUGGGCAAAGGAGAAGUAUCUGUAAUUACUUCAGCUGAACCAAAUCAACAGUUUGUUUCUAUCGAUGGUAAACGGACGUACAUAAACUUGUUUGGACAACCGGAACCCACUGCUGCUGUUGGCAUUCCACCACCAAUAAAACCAACUAGUACUGCCGCCGGAUCAUUUUCGGUCAGUCAAGUGUUACAACAACCUAAUAGCCAGGUAGGGAAUUCUGCACCAUCAUCUGGUAAUGCUAAGACUCCAGUGCCUGCUUGGAAACGACCUACUCAUCCACCAGUCAGGAUCGAUACAUGUAUUGUUGGCGAUGACUCUACAUGUGACGCCGCUCAACAUGAACGAUGUCGUACCGAAUUUGGUGUAUCUUCUUGCCUCUGUAGGCCUGGCUAUAGUAGACGUAAACACCGUGACCCAUGUCACCGUAUCGUAUCGAUAGUGUUUUCGUUGCGCGUCGACCGAAUGUACGAUACAAGAAUUUCGUGGAUAGAUAAGUACAAGGAUCAAGAAAGUCAAGAGUAUCAACAAUUAGAACACGAAGCAGCUAGAGCGAUCGAUUCAGCAUUUUCGAUGACUCCUUUUUCGGACACGUUUGUAGGCGUUAAAAUUAACAAUAUCUAUAUGUCAAAAACUACACCAGGUACGCCAGUGAUGGUUAACGCUACAGUGCAGCUAACUGAAAACGCGGAACAUUUGCGAUCAUCUGUUAAACAAGAUGUACAAAAACAGCUUACCGGCGCUUUACAAAGACGCAACAACAAUGUGGGUACUAGUGGUCUCUGGGUGGACUCGCCGGCUGGCGCAAUAGCUCAAUUACAUGAUCUCGACGAGUGCACUAGCACAGAAUUAAAUGACUGUCAUCCCCUCGGAAAGUGUACAAAUGUGUUUGGCACAUUUCAGUGCACAUGUCCUGAAGGUUAUAGGGAUCCAUGGGUCGGAAAUGCUCAGCGUAGUGGACGAACGUGUGAGACUUGUGACCCAGCUCAAUGUAAUUUACGUGGUGAAUGUUUCUUCCAAGCCGGACAACCUGUUUGCAAGUGUUCCGGUUCUUUUUACGGUGCUCAAUGUGAAAUUGACGGUGAAGUUUUGAGCGUGGCCGUCGGUUCUUCGGUGGCUGCUAUAUCCAUAAUUGUACUUACUUUAGUGUGUUUGUGCGCAUGGAGUCGGCGAUGGAACAAAGAGCAAAAAGUUGGUUCACCCGUUUUCGGUUAUAUGCCUACUGGAGGAAGUACAGUAAAAACACCAGUUAUUGGUGGUCCUCCGUAUCAAGUAUCCAUUGAAGAUCGCAUGAGGUGGGCUCAGAUUGCAGAUGCAAUGGCACACGCUAACCAUUAUGCUCCCGAACCUGGUAAUGGCACAAUGCGAUCGAACAUGUUUGGAUAUGCUGGUGCUCCAAUGCCCCUUCCUAGGCUCCGUCCACCAGGAAAUAGUACCUUAUCUCAUCCAUUCCGUACGCCAGAAUCGAGCACCAGUGAAGAAGAAGAUCGUACCGACCUCUUAGGUCGCAACUACCAGACAUCUAGACCCAAAAGCCGAUCGUCAUUGGCUAACCAGAGCGGUAUUUAUUAUGACGUGGAUUAUGAACAACAACAACAACAGCAAACGGAUUUGUUCUCUGGAGGUUGCAUACCACUAAAUACAUACACAAUUGGCAGUAGGUCCAACUAUUAUAGGGCGUGAUGAAACUAUAGCAGACUGAUCAAGGGGAAGAUUAAUUCACUUUACUAACGUUAUGCGUAUAUUAAUAUUGUUAUUCAAAUAAGAGGUGUACUCACCAGACACCUUCAAUAAUGUGAUUUUUACAAAUACCAUUAAAAGGUGCUCCUAGUAUGGUGUACGAGAUAAAUCGUUUGCCUAUAGAAGUAUAAAAUUUUAGUUGUAAUUAUGUACAUAGAAAAAAUACUAUGUAGUUCAUAUAUUCUUGUGGAAUAUAACGAGUUUUUAAGCGUGACUUUACCGACUGAUAAAAAAACUUGGUGUCGUUACGCUACUAAGAAGACUUAAAUAUGACUAGAGCCCAUUGUUUAUUAUUUUUGUUAUAUAAUAUAAACAAUUUUUAGUAAUAUUAUAUCCAAUAAAUGUUUAUAUCAUUUUAUACAUAUAAAUAAAUUUAAUGUGCGCCAGAGAGAUUAACAAAAUGUGUUUUUACAAUAUUAGAGAAUGUUGUUAUAAUUGGUUUUUUAACAGUUUAAACAUGCGUAUACCCAGACCUUGAUUGCGUUUUAAGGUGCCAUAUAUCAAAUAAAAAAUACUUUUAUAUCAUAAUCACUAAAUAUUUAAUUUUUUGGAAACGUUAAAUAAGCCAAAGAUUAUAUUUUUGGAUUUCUCUGGCUUCAUUUUAUUAUAUUUUAUUAAUCAGCAUAUUCUGUUUAAGAUCUAAGUUUAAUGUUAAGUUUAUAGGUAUUGUACAUUGUGUUAUUUAAACUAUAUGAAAUAAAUUUAUUAUUUAUAAGA